Messenger RNA from Brienomyrus brachyistius, 11353 nucleotides. RefSeq names its product wingless-type MMTV integration site family, member 4 (gene wnt4). The coding region runs from base 7495 to 8454 and encodes 319 amino acids. The record is from RefSeq and is a predicted model, not a curated record. Gene Ontology annotation, biological process: multicellular organism development; neuron differentiation; canonical Wnt signaling pathway. The transcript is spliced from 5 exons. Gene Ontology annotation, cellular component: extracellular region. Gene Ontology annotation, molecular function: frizzled binding; cytokine activity. NCBI's taxonomy places the organism in Eukaryota, Metazoa, Chordata, Actinopteri, Osteoglossiformes, Mormyridae.
AAUAGGCUAUAAUUUGUUUAAUUUGACAGAUAUUGACAAAAUGGCUGGAGACAUUGAGCCUCUAUGGGCAGUGUUCUGUGCUACCUUUGCUGAAGCAACUGUGCAAGGCAGUGGCUGUAAGGUUGUUGGUGUCUGUUGUGAUGGCAACCUCUGAACCCGGUGAUGGACACCAAUGAUAAAGGGAGCCUUCAAGUUGAAGAAGGAGGCCUUCUCAGUUUGGUUAGCUUAUGGGACUCUUGAUGCAGUUGACCAACAAACUAAGUGGAAUGCAGAAACUAAGUGGAAUUCAGCAACUAAGUGGAAUGCAGCAACUAAAUGGAAUGCAGCAACUAAGUGGAAUGCAGCAACUAAGUGGAAUGCAGCUUUAGCAGUUGCAGAAGCAAAAACUCUGGUGUGGGAGGAGAAUGGUGAGGUCAUGGAAAAUGACUUUGGGUCAACCUUAAAGAGAUUCUGGGAAAUAGAGGACUAAGUUGGGGAAGCAGCUUUGCCAUGCUGUUUACAGGAUGGAUUGAGUACUGUUGACUUCAACUGGAGAUAUACUCUGAUGGUGGAUGCAGUACUUUGAGGACCUGCCAAAUACCACUGACAUGCCUUCCUUGGAGGAAGUACAGUCAGAAGACGCAGAGAAGGACUUGCCCAUCACUAAAGCUUAGGUCACUGAAAUAGUAAAAAAACUCUUUGGUGGUAUGCCCUCGGGGGGUGGAUGAGAUUCACCCCAAGUUCUUGAAGGCUGUUAAUGUUUUGGCCAGUCCUAGCUGACACACCUCUUGCACUUUGCCUGGAGGUUGGGGACAGUGCCUAUGGACUGGCAGACUGGGAUGAUGAUGCCAGUUAUUAAGAAAGGGGCCCGGAGGGUGUGUUCCAACUUCGGGGGUAUCUUCAGCCUACCUGGGAAGGUCAAUGCCAGAGUACUGGAGAGAAGGCUCCGUUGGUUAGUCGAACCCCAGGUCCAGGAGAAUUGUCAUGGAACCCUGGAUUGGCUGGAGGGUUCUGGGGAAUUUGCCCAGCCAGUCUACAUUUGUUUUGUGGACUUGGAAGUAGCAUAUGACCAUAUCCCUCGGGUGGUCUUGUGGGGGUGUGUUUUGAGGGUAAUGGGGUACAGGAUCCAUUGUUACGUGACAUUAGGUCCCUGUAUAAGUUCAACAAGAGGUUUGCGUUGCCGGAAGUUAGACAGAUUUGUUCCCGGUGGAUGCCGGACUCAGCCAAUGCUGACCUUUGUCACCGAUUCUGUUCAUAACUUUUAUGGACAGUAUUUGUAGGUACAGCCAAGGGCAUGGAGGGAGUUGACCUCAGGAUCUUGUCUAAUUUUUGUAGAUUCAAUGGAAGAAUUUAAGUAUCUCUGGGCAAUCUUGUUGGCAUCUUGUUGGCAAGUGAAGGAAGAAUGGAGUAGAAAAUAAACAGGUGGAUCAGUGCAAUGUCAGUUAUAUGGACAUGAUACUGCUCUGUCCUGUGAAAGAGAGAGCUAGGCCGGAAGUUGUAUAUUUUGCUUUACUGGUUGAUCUAUAUUCGUACCCCGACUCAUGGUCACAUGUUUUGGGUAGUGUUCGAAAGAAUAAGUAGAAGCGGCAGAAAUGAGCUUCCUUCACAGAAUGUCUGAGCUCAACCUUAGAGAUAGGGAGGGGAGCUUUAUAAUUGGAAUGCUCCUCUUCGUCAAAUGAAGCCAGCUGAAGUGGUUCAGGGAUCUGUCUACGAUACCUCCUGGUCGCCUCCCUUGGGAGAUGCUACAGGCAUGUCCAACCUUGAGGAGAUCCCCAGGCAGAUCCAGGACAUGCUGGAGAGAUUAUUUCUCUCGGUAAAUAAUUUAAAUCAAAGGUUUAAAUCAAACUCCCAACACUCAUUGGGUGCUCCAACAGGUGGCUGCCCUUCACAGCCAACUUGCUCUCACCUACAUAGACCAAAUUGGGAGAAUAUCCCUACAGGGGUCAACAAAGUAUCUGUUAUUAAUUAGCAUUUUAAUUGCCCUGCAGAAACAUAAAAUACAUACAAAAUGAUGCUGUCACGCCCAGCUCGUACGAUCCUCGUGUGUGCCACGCCCCCCUGUUUAUCCAUGUGUGCUUCCCUGAUUGUACCCUGUUCUCUUGUCUAUUUCAGUCCAUGUUUUGCCUUAGUUCAUGGUCUGUCAUUGAUGUUAGUUGAUGUCUGGUGUUUCCUGCUCCCCGUUCCCGAUUAAACCCUCGUUUUUCCCCGAUCCUGCCUGCCUGCCUGCUUUUCUGCCCGUCUGCCUGCCCGUGCGCAUUACCCGGGCUCACCGAACGUAACAGAUACAAAUUUUGAAGAUAUUUUAAAAGUUAAUGUCUUCAGUCCUAUUUAUGAUAGAAUUAUACAAUUUUUCAUUGUAAUUUUGUUUAUUAAAGGUGAAUCCAGAUCAAAUUUUAGGUUUAUUCAGACAAGCCUGCCCUCUAGAGGACAGUAGUGAUUGAUGGAAUCUGAAUUAUUGUCAGGUGAGCCCUACGGGGGUCACUCUUCAAAUAGUGAAGUAUUAGCCCCUUCAGGCAGCCUUCUGGCAUCAGCUGUAUUGUUCAUUAUGUUGGUAGAGGGCACAUAAAUGGAAUUUCCAUUAUUUUUUCCCGUAAGUUUAAUUGUCAACAUGAGGUCUAUUUCAGACUCAGACCAGGCCAACCACUGGUAAUUUUAUUUAUAGUUAAAAAUUGUGAAGAGAAUAAUAUACCCAAGUGGGUCAUACUGGGCUAGCAAGUGUAUUUAUAUACAAAUUCCUCAAAGCUGGCUGGACCAUCUCUAAAGCGUGGUGCUUGUAGCGCAGUGUGUCAUCAAGGCAGUUCCACUGCAGGCCAAAGGUUAGCUCUUGGAGGUCAGAGCUAUUCUGAGACAAUCAGUGUUCACUGCUAGUUGAUCAGGCUCCUGCAGUGAGGUGUUCAAUGACAGAAGGAAUAUUAUAAGCCCACUGCCUGAUCUGAAAUCCUCCCUCUGCUAUUAGCUGGCAUAGACUAUCAACCACAUCUCCGGCCUCCUCUGGCAUAGGAGUACUAUGGAGGCAAUCGUCCACGUAGAUGUUGGAGUUCACUAUAUCGGCUGGCUUAGAUGCUUUAUCUGUGUGCUCACGUGCAUGGUGGUGGAGGGCGUACACAGCACAGCAAGGACUACAUGUUGUCCCAGCGAGCAACACCUGCCUUUUAUAAAUACUGGGCCCAUUCUUUCGAUGUAUCUCUUGCCAGAUGAAUCAUAAUAGUGGUCUAUCAGCAGGAAGGAGAUGUACCUGGUGCAACAUACUCUUAAUGUCACCACUCACUGUUACACUGUUCAUUCAGGGAUUGCCCCUGGUACUGGAAUGAGCAGUUAAAGACAACUCUGUCUUUGGCAUUGUGGUUCACCUUAUGGUGUGGAAUGAUCUCAGGACUCAGUGGUCUUACUGGCUUCCUCUGGUGAAAUCUUUGCUAUGUAUCCAGCCUGUUCCUACUUAGAGAUCUCUGAACAGUAAGAUUCAUCCUGUUUGGGGUCCCUGAUGUUCAGUGCUACGUAGACUUGGGAGUAUAGCUUCCUUUGAUGCAUAUGGAAUAUUGCCUGGAGUGUACCAUAGUAGAAGGGUGGCAUAACGCUGUACAUCCCCUCUCUCUACUCAGAUGGUUGCUGUCUGAAACAGGGCGUGGGCUUGUUGAUCUUGCUUGGAUCUGGUGACAACUUUCUCACUGUAAGGCAGGGUGUCAAUUUGCUAGUGCCGUUCCAUGUGUCGGUGAAGCUCAUCAAAUGAUGAAGCUGUGGUGGACAUUGUUGCACACUCCAUGUGUUCUGGAUGAAACUGGCAGGUUCUUGGAUUAACCAUCGGUGAUGAACGGUGUGCACACAGCAAUCGGUCCGCCUUCUGACCCUUUAAGUACUGGCUGCACAAGAGUCAGCAGGUGUGGUUUUUCAUAGCUGAUCAGGAGAAGGGGUCAGGCAUGAUCAAUUGGGGGCAGUGGUAGUCCCCUAAGAUACAAUAGUUCACCAUGAUCCAUCAUGGAGAACGACAUGGACCUCCAUACUAUUCAUCACCAUUGUGGAUGAGGAUCUUCACAACCUUUAGCAUGACCCUCUGAGAGUGCUUUGGUCUACAGGUAGAUGGUAGGCUUACUAUCUGGUAGGUAGUACAGUAGUGCUUGAAAGUUUGUGAAACCUAUAGAAUUGUCUAAAGUUCUGCAUAAAUAUGACCUGAAACAUCAUCUAUGGGUUUCUAUGGGUAAAUUCUUAUGCUGGAAUUCUGUGUUUUCCUGUCUCCAAACAUAUCACUUCUCAUUCAAACCAAAAAGUACUACUUUGGUCUCAUCCAUCCACAAGACAUUCUUCCAAUAGCCUUCUGGCUUGUCCACCUGACCUUUAGUAAACUGUAGACAAGAGCAAUGUUCUUUUUGGAGAGCAGUGGCUUUCUUCCUUUGAUCGUGCCAUGACACACUUCCAGAAACAUGUCUUAACACUUUGAUAGAUCGUUGUUCUUUAAAUAACACAGGGUGCCCACACACACCUGAUUGUCAUCCCAUUGAUUGAAGACACCUGACUAAUUUCACCUUCAAAUUACCUUCUAAUUCCGCAGGUUCACAUACAUUUCCACUGACAGAUAUGUAAUAUUGGAUCAUUUUCCUCAAUAAAUAAUUGACCAAGUGAAAUAUUUUUGUCUCAUUAAUUUAACUUGGUUCUCUUUAUCUACUUUGAGAAUCUGAUGAUGUUUCAGGUCAUAUUUAUGAUGAAAUUAAGACAAUUCUAAAGGGUUCACAAACUUUCAAGCAGCAAUGUAGGCUUAUUGCAAUUCUUAGGUGCAACUCUUUGCAUACCUUACAUGGACCUUUCAGGUUUUAAGUGUAUACAGUAUGGGUUCUACCACAUCUCCAACAUUUCUUACUGUCCUUGAUCCAGGUGACAAUCUGGCAGGUUGUCGGUUUAUUAAACUCAACUUUUUAAAUUGCACGGCUGGCAAUACAUUUAGCUUAUGACCUUCUCUGCAGCCACGCCGCUAGGUCAAGAAGUGUGUAAGUCUUGUCUGUACCCAUCUUAAGGAUACCUCAGUUCAGACAAUACUCAACAAAGCUGUCAUAAUAAGGGGGAGGCAUCUUGCUCAAUAAGAAAUCAACAGGUGAGCCGCACAUAAGUUCAUAGCCAUUCACUCCAGGGUCUACAACAUGCCCACUAGGGGCAGAACUGACAGGGCAAAGGCAUCGAAGACAUUAGUGUCACCCAUUCUGAGUGGUGAUGCAUUCAGGAUAGAACCCAAUUUUGAUUGCACAAGCUGUCAUAGUUAGCCAUACUUCUCCUGAAACGUCUGUAGUACUGCAGUAUAGGGUUGGGAAUCAUGCUUAUAGGCUCUUGCCAACUGAAGAGCACUGGGGAAUUUAAGGUGGCUAAGCAGGACCUAAUACUUGUACUGCUGAUUACUCAAGAAGUUGUCCAGGGCCAUCUUUAGCAGUGCAAACUCGCUUUUUCUGCUGCCCUCAAAUGCUGGCAGAUUAGGUCUGGGAAUGUCAUAGGCAGGUGCAAUUAGUAGUUCUGCUCAAAACUGAGGCUGAUGACCAGGGAGCUAGGAUGAGCCAUAAAUUAAAUUAAAUUAAAUUAAAUUUAAAUUAGAUUUCAGUAUGUGUCCAUUCAUAAUUACCUUUUUAAAUGUGACAGCACUAAGGGAACUAAUGGUAACAUAUAAAUGGUGCAUAAAUCAGGUCGCUCCCCCUGGUCACAACAAAAUUUAAACAGUAUUUAACGAGGGGAUCCCCUGCCCCACCACCUACAGUGAAAUUUACCCCAGGUGCCUGACAUGAUAAGUGAUGAAUGAGUGGGCUGUCUGGUUGGAAAGUUUGCAAAACACUGGCUUAAAGCACGUGCUAAAAAUGUGUCUGUUGUAUUUAUUAUUUCUACAGUAUUAACAUAUUAUGCAAGUGUAUUUCAUAGAUAUAUAUUGUAAUAGGGGCUAGUAGUUAGUGUGAGGAUGUGCCCGUACCUCUGAUGGACUGGACGCCUACCCGCAGUGUUCCCGUCUCAUGCACUAGGUUGAGUAAGCAAGGGGAAUAGUAAAAGGAAUAUGAGCGACAUCAAGUUUUUGAGUUUAAUUUGUCACACACACAAAAAUAUACCAAGUGAUAUACAAUUGCCACAUGUUCACUAGAUUGUGCUUAAAGACACAACACAAAAAAGAAAAUACAAUAAGAGAAAGUAAAAUAUAAAAGUAGUAAUACUAAUAUUUCUAUUUCCAUAAGACAAUGUAAGUUAUCAGAUGUAGAAUGAGGAAUAGUUUUUCAGUGCUGGUCUUCAUUUGGCAAUAGUACCUCCUUAGCUACAGUAGAGAAAAAAUGGCUAUUGUUGGGUUUUGUUGUUCUUGGUCAGGAUGUUCUUAAUGAUGAGAGUGUACAGCCAUGGCCAAAAGUGUUGAGAAUGACACAAAUAUUAAUUUUCACAAAGUCUGCUGCCUCAGUUUUUAUGAUGGCAAUUUGCAUUUAUUCGAGAAUGUUGUGAAGAGUGAUCAGAUGAAUUGCAAUUAAUUGCAAAGUUCCUCUAUGCCAUGAAACUGAACAUAAUCCAAAAAACCCAGUUCAACUGCAUUUCAGCCCUGCUGACAUCAUUUCAGUGAUUCUCUCGUUAACACAGUUGAGAGUGUUGACAGGGACAAGGCUGGAGAUGUCACUCUGUUAUGCUGAUUGAGCAGACUGGAUGCUUUAAAAGGAGGGUGGUGCUUGGAACCAUUGUUCUUCCUCUGUUAACCAUGGUUACCUGCCAGGAAACACAUGCAAUCAUCAUUGUUUUGCACAAAAGGGCUUCACAGGGAAGGAAUCAUACUAAUCAACCAUUUAUUGGAUCAUCAAGAACUUCAAGGAGAGAAGUUCAAUUGUUGUUAAAAAGGCUUCACGGCGCCCAAGAAAGUCCAGCAAGCACCAGGACUCUCUCCUAAAGUUGAUUCAGUGGGAUCUGGGCACCACCAGUGGAGAGCUUGCUUUGAAAUGGCAGCAGGCAGGUGCGAGUGCAUCUGCACGCACAGUGAGAUAAAGACUUUUGGAGGAUGGCCUGGUGUCAUGAAGGGCCGUAAAGAAGCUACUUCUCUCCAAGAAAAACAGGGACAGACUGAUAUUCUGCACAGGGAUUGGACUGCUGAGGACUGGGGUAAAGUCAUUUUCUCUGACAAAUCCCUUUUCCGAUUGUUUGGGUCAUCCAGAAAAAAGGUGAGCGCUACCAUCAGUCCUGUGUCAUGCCAACAUUAAAGCAUCUUGAGAUCAUGUGUGGGGUUGCUUCUCAGCCAAAGGAGUGGGCUCACUCACAAUUUUGCUUAAGAACAUAGCUAUGAAUAAAAAAUGGUACCAAAACAUCAUCUGACAGCAACUUCUUCUAACCAUCCAAGAACAGUUUUGUGAUGAACAAUGCCUUUUCCAGCAUGAUGGAGCACCGUGCCAUAAGGCAAAAGAGAUACCUAAGUGUCUCGUGGAACAAAACAUCAACAUUUUGGGUCCAUAGCCAGGAAACUCCCCAGACAUUAAUCCCAAUGAGAACUUGUGGUCAAUCCUCAAGAGGUACCUAGCUAAGCUCUCAGCCAUGGGAAGUAUUUCUGAGGAGGAGACAUGUGAAAAACUAAAAGGCCUGAUCCAGAAGCAGGUACAGAUCUGUAAGCGCAAUGUGGAAGUCAUGGACGCCGUUCGGCGGGGAGCCCAGCUUGCUAUAGAUGAAUGCCAAUUCCAGUUCCGCAAUCGUCGCUGGAACUGCUCCACCAUGGACACACUGCCCAUUUUUGGCAAAGUGGUCUCUCAAGCAGGCACCAGAGAGGCGGCCUUUGUGUAUGCCAUCUCCUCAGCAAGUGUAGCCCUAGCAGUGACUCAGGCAUGCAGCAGUGGGGAACUGGAGAAGUGUGGAUGUGACCGCAAUGUGCAUGGCGUCAGCCCAGAGGGGUUCCAGUGGUCCGGCUGCUCAGACAACAUUGCUUAUGGUGUUGCAUUCUCCCAGUCAUUUGUGGAUGUGAGGGAGAGAAGCAAAGGCUCCUCAUCAAGUAGGGCACUGAUGAACCUCCACAACAAUGAAGCUGGGAGGAAGGCUAUCUUGAACAACAUGCUCGUGGAGUGCAAAUGCCAUGGGGUCUCAGGCUCCUGUGAGGUGAAGACUUGUUGGAGGGCUAUGCCCCCUUUUCGCAAGGUGGGAAAUGUGAUCAAAGAGAAGUUUGAUGGUGCAACUGAGGUGGAGCAGCGAAAGAUUGGCACCACCAAAGUUUUGGUGCCCAAGAACUCCCAGUUUAAACCACACACAGAGGAGGAUCUAGUCUAUUUGGACUCUAGCCCAGAUUUCUGCGACCGUGAUGCCAAGAGUGGGGUUUUAGGCACAGCUGGCCGGUAUUGCAACAAGACCUCCAAGGCCAUUGAUGGCUGUGAGCUGAUGUGCUGUGGGCGUGGCUUCCAAUCAGAAGAGGUGGAGGUAGUGGACAGGUGCAGUUGCAAAUUCCAUUGGUGCUGCUAUGUGAAGUGUAAGCAGUGCCAUAAGAAGGUGGAGAUGCACAGUUGCCGGUGAUCUUGAUCAGUUCACAGCCAUGUUUUUACACAGGACUAGGAAAUUAAAAUAUUUAACAGCACAAAACAGCAGGUAUUCAUAUAUGCAAUUUCAGAUGACCAUUGGAAAGAAAUAUAAACAUAGAAUUGAUAGAAACAAACAAAAAAAAAAUCUAAUUUAAAGUCCCAAAGGAUUUUUGUGAUUGUUAUUUUUGCCGGUUGAUUCUUUGUUUUUGGUUGCUUUUUAUUUUUGUAUGUUUUUAACUUUUUAUUUAUUGUAACAUGUAUUAGGUGAGAAUCCUGAAGUAGCAUUGCUCCCAAAGACUGGAUAGAGAGAGAUUAAGUUUAGUAGCAAAUGGGACCAAGGCCAUAGUUUGGAAUUUGGGCAGAGUUUGGGAUUUGGGUAGGGGUAGACACACAAAGAGUAUUUCUCCAGCGUUAUUGAUGGUGCUUUAGAAUAAUUUCAUAGUAGCCAGAUGUGCAUUUCCAUAUUUCAACUGUAUGUGGCCAUUAUCUAAAGUCCAAAGUUAAUUUUUUAUAGAAAUCUUAAGUACCUGCUUAAUGUAUAACACACCCUGGACUAUUAUUAUCUUGCAUGUCCACAUGGUUGGAACCAAUCUACAGCUAAUCCAGUGAGCAUAGAUCUACCUUUUAAUAAGUAUUCUUUUAUGAUAACAGGGUGGCUCCCAGUGUUUGUGUGGGUUAACACGUCAAGAUGUGAAGAAAUACUUAUGAGAGUAGGUAUAUCUACACUGUCUGUGGAGUGUGAUUGUUUAUCUAAGGAAUCCUUAGCAAUGGACCGGCAGGGUGUCUCCUCUUUCUUACUCUGUGCUUCCUUAGAUGGGCUCCAAUCUUAGAAUUAAAGUGAAGUUUACUUGCCAAAGAAUAUUUGAGUAUGGAAUUUAACUUGGUGCGAACUGUGCAGAUGUUAGGGCAGACAGACUUGACUAUACAUAGAAAAAUUAUGUGAAAAAGAAAAUAUACACACACACAGUUCCUUGAAAAUGUAUUCAUACCCAUUUUGUCCUGUUACAACAGGGGUGUCAAACUCCAGUCCUGGGGGGCCGGAGCCCUGUGUAGCUUAGUUCUUCCCCAGUUCCACCACAAAUGAUUCAGCUGUAGAGCUGUGUGGUAAUUAGCACAAGGAGUUGAAUCAGGUGUGUUAAAUGAGUGUAAACCAAAAAUUGUGCAGGGUUCCAACCCUCCAGGACUGGAGUUUGACACCCCUGAAUUACAACCACAAAGUUAAUUGUAUUUUAUUGAGAUUUUAUUUGAUAGACCACCACAAAGUAGUGCAUAAAAGCGAAGUGGAAAGAAUAGGAUUACAUGGUUUUCAAAAAUUUUUACAAAUAAAAAUCUGAAAAGUGUGGCGUGCAUUUGUAUUCAGUCCCCUUGAGUCAAUACUUAGUAGAACCACCUUUCACUGCAAUUAAAGCUGCAAGUAAUUUGGUGUAUGUCUCUACCAGCUUUGCACAUCUAGAGACUGCAAUUUUAGCCUAUUCUUCUUUGCAAAAUAGCUCAAGGUCAGUUAGAUUGGAUGGAGAACAGCAAUAUUCAAGUCUUGCCACAGAUUCUCAAUGGGAUUUAGGUCUGGACUUUGGAUGGGUCAUUCUAACACAUGAAUAUGCUUUGAUCUAAACCAUUCCAUUGUAGCUCUGGCUGUAUGCUUAGAGUCAUUGUCCUGCUGGAAGGUGAAGCUCCGCCACAGUCUCAAGUCAUUUGUAGCCUCUAACAGGUUUUCUUUCAGGAUUGCCCUGAAUUUAGCUCCAUCCGUCUUCCCAUCAACUCUGACCAGCUUUCCUGUUCCUGCUGAAGAAAAGCACCUGCUGCCACCACCAUGCUUCACAGUGGAGAUGGUGUGUUCAGGGUGAUGUGCAGUGUUAGUUUUCCGCCACAUAUCGCAUUCUUAUGGCUUUCUUUCAGCAAUGGAUUUCUUUUUGCCAUUCUUCCAUAAAGGCCAGAUUUCUGGAAUACAUGACUACUAGUUUUCCUGUAGUCAGAUACUCCCAUUUGAGAUGUGGAUCUCUGCAGCUUCUCCAGAGUGACCAUGGGCCUCUUGGCUGCUUCUUUGAUUAGUGCUCUCCUUGCCCGGCCUGUCAGUAUAGGUGGACAGCCAUGUCUUGGUUGCUCGUUGAAGCAAAUAUCUAAUUAGCCAAUCAUAUGGCAACAGCAGUUGUGCCAUACUCUUUCCAUUUUUGGAUGAUAGAUUGAACAGUGCUCUGUGUGAUGUUCAAAGCUUGGGAUAUUUUCUUAUAACCUAGGGUGACCAGAUAAUCCAUGUCAACCCGGAUACCUUGAGCUAGGACAAGAUUUUUAACCUACCAUUUCAAUUAAAAGGACCUGGAUUUCAGUUCUUGUUGCGUGCUGAUUGGUCAGCCUCCUACAAUCAUGCACGUGUCACUAAUGUUAAUGAAAAACAGCUGGAUGAGUCAAGGAAACAAACCAGUCAAAGCACAAGAAGAACUAAAAAAUUUUGCCAGGUGCAGGAGCCUUUCAGUUUUAAGGUAGUUUGUAAAACCUGAAGUAGCUCAAGUUGUCCAGGAUGAGAUGGACUAUCUGGUCACCCUAUAUAACCUAAUCCAGCUUUAAACUUCUCCACAACUUUAUCCCUGACCUGUCUGGUGUGUUCCUUGGACUUCAUGAUGCUGUUUGUUCACUAUUGUUCUCUAACAAACCUUUACAAACAUCUGUAAUUAUGUUGAGAAUAAAUUACACAGAGGUGGACUCUGUUUACUAAUUAGGUUUCUUCCGAAGGCAAUUGGUUGUAUUGGAUUUUAUUUAAGGGUUCAGGGGGCUGAAUUCAAAUGAUUUUUAUUUUUAAAAAUAUUUGAAAACCAUGUAUCAUUUUCUUUCCACUUCACGAUUUUGCGCUACUUUAUGUUGGUCUAUCACAUAAAAUCCCAAUAAAAUACAUUUAAGUU